GCAGUGAUUCUUUCCUUGUGUGCCUGCUAGAUAUCAAAAAGAUGCAGAAAAACUACACUUCAAGAAGUGGAUGAAGAGUUAAAUGCUAGCAAGAGUGCAAAGUGCGUGCUUGUCCGGGUAGAAAACAGCUUUAACAAAGGAUCAAGCAGGAAGAUAAGAAGAUACAAGACAAGAGAGAAGACAUAGGCUAAAAGGAAGCAAGGAAACAAACUGAAGAGAAACAAGACCGGAGAGUGAAAAAGAACAAAGACGAACAAAGAAAACUGUUGAGGAACAAAGGUCAGAGAAGGCAAAAUUGGCAACAGAACAGAGAGAGAAGAGUAAAGAAACACCACCAUGUCCCACCGGCUGUUUGAGGGGAAGGCUCAUGCCUCCAUCUACCAAAAGUAUCGAUUUACUCCUCCAGAUGAGGUCAAGAACUAUAUUCUUCAGUAUCUAAACAAAAGGAAGGAAGAGCCACAUGUGCUGGCAGUGGAUCUGGGAUGUGGGACAGGUCAGAAUUCCCGGCUAAUGGCACCGUACUUCCAGGAAGUGGUGGGCAUUGACAUUAGCGAGUGUCAACUGGAGGAGGCCAGAGCUGUGCCAGGGUUUCCUAACGUCACAUACAGGAAGGGGGUAGCAGAGGUCCUUCCUUUUCCAGAUGGCUCAGUAGACUUGCUGACAGCAGCGUCAGCAGCCCACUGGUUUGAUCAGUCGAGGUUCCUAGUUGAGGCAAGUCGGGUUUUAAAACCCCGGGGUUGCAUGGCUCUGCUGGGCUUCUGUGACUCUAACACCAGACUUCACUACCAGAACUGUGGAGAAAGACUCACUCACAUCUAUGAAGAGGUGAAGCUGGCGCUGUUGCCACACACUAGCAAUCAAGUAGCUGUAUCUGAGGGUAAGCUGGAAGAGAUCUACUCAGCCAUCCCUUUUCCAGACAAAGAGAGGUAUUACCACACAAACCCUUCCUGUACCUAAUCAAACAUUAAACACACCUCUGUGAUAUCUAAAUACAAUACAGUUGCCUGCUGGCCCUUUAAAGACAGAUACAGGAUUAAACCUGAGUUAGCUAUGUUGGAGAAACUAACAAGAGUCAAAUUAAAGUCCAGAGCCACUCCCGCAAAACACAUUUUCAAGCACAGUGGGUGCACGGGCAGGGCAUGGAGAAGGAUAGUGUAAGUAGAAUUUUGCGCCCCUUUUUGUCAAAGACAGGAUUAGUGCAAAGCUGAAAUCAUAAUCUAACCUUUUUUUGUGUGUGUGUUUGUUUCAGAUUUAUGUAAAAAAGAACAUCCGACAAGAAAAUUGAAUCAAGUAGACAAAUCAAAGUGAUUAGAAUAACACAAUAAAAAAAUGUAUUACAGCCCAAGA
This is a messenger RNA of Micropterus salmoides (largemouth bass), 1347 nucleotides long. RefSeq names its product ubiquinone/menaquinone biosynthesis C-methyltransferase UbiE-like. NCBI's taxonomy places the organism in Eukaryota, Metazoa, Chordata, Actinopteri, Centrarchiformes, Centrarchidae. The transcript has 4 exons. The record is from RefSeq and is a predicted model, not a curated record. Gene Ontology annotation, molecular function: S-adenosylmethionine-dependent methyltransferase activity.